UUCAGGUUUAGAUUUAGCUCCAUCAUUUAAGUUGCAAGUAAAUAUCCAAGUGUCACUUUGCGUGUUAUAAGUUCACCCUCUACGUCAUUUAUUUGCCCGUAUUUUUGUAAUAAAUCCUCCCAUGCUAACAGAAUGCUAGCCAACAGGCCGCACUUCCUCUUCGUUAGAUAGAAGACAUCUUUACCUUUGUUAGCAUACUAACUGCACCGGUCGACUAUUUAGCUUCUAAUAUGUUAAAAACUAGUAACAUAAUGUUUAUUUAAGCAGCAUAGACGUGCUUUAACAAAAGAGCAUUCAAGUUUUUAAAGAUAAAAGCCAUGCCAGGCUUAAAGCUGAUAUCUGCGACUGACACGCAGUAUUCGGCAGCUCUUCUGAAGUCUCUGAAUGAGCAGCGAAGCCAUGGAUUGUUUUGUGAUGUCACCAUCAUUAUACAGGACAAAAAAUUCAGAGCGCACAAAACAAUUCUGUCCGCCUCUAGCACGUACUUUCACCAGCUCUUUGAUGUCGCUGGACAAGUGAUCGAGCUUAACUUCAUCAAGCCAGAAAUCUUUGAACAUGUCCUCAACUACAUCUACAGCUCCAAAAUUGUCCGCAUCCGGUCUGACAUGCUUGAGGAGCUCAUAAAAGCUGGAAAGAUACUGGGAGUGAAUUUUAUUUCUAACUUGCAUUCUCCACUUUCACAAGUGAAAGGUUUGCAAGGUUUGUCGCAGGAGUUGGGAAACAAAGGCAGCUCUUCUUCGGAAAUCAUGCCUGUGAUUGCUGAGUCUUUCUCCAUUUCUGCAGAGGAAUUCAACCAGGCGAAGAAACCUGCAGCUGAUGAGGAGGACUUGGACGAUGUUGUGUUUGUUUCGCAUACAGAUGCUCAAAGCAGAGCAGCAAGUCGGAGAGCCGAUCCCUCUGAAAUAAUUGAUUUGGACAAAGUGGAUUCAGAAAGCGUUGGAACCAGGCAGAGUGAAGAUUCAAAUCAUGCAGUAAAAACAGCAGCUGUCCUGAGAACCAAUGGUGCCAAGUAUCCUAGCAUCACUGGACAAGUGAACAGUCCUCUAAACAAUCCAGACAGCAGCUCCAGUAACUUAUCACCUAGGGUGUCCUCUGGGAGUGUCCCCACAACACCUUCUCAAUCCCACAGCCUCACCCCUCAGCCGACAAGUGCUUCCCAGACAUUUGAAACUAGCGAGAUGUUGGGGGUUCACAAAAAGCAAGUGGCAACAUCUCAGCAUUCGGAUUUCAAGAUAAGGCUCAUGGACGUUUCUGAAAUCUCAUCUAUCACUGCUGACAACCUCAAGGGAAGUACAGAAGCAAAACAGACGGUGACCCUGGACACAGGCACACAGAUCGAUUCUCUUUCAUCGGGUUGUAAAGUGUACGCUAACAUUGGAGAGGACACCUACGACAUUGUCCAAAUGAAAGAAGAUCCAGGAGAAGGAGGCUCUAAACCCAAAGUGAAAAGAGCGUUGAUGGCAACGCCCAAAAAACCCUUUGAUGACAUGCCGUUGUCGCCAUUGGAAGGUCCAAAGAAAAAGAAGAACACCAUGGAACUAGAGGAUCACUAUGAGGUGGUCAUGGAUGGAAAGACUUUUUACGUUUGCGCCGUGUGUAGACGCCCGUACGUGUGCAUCACUAGCCUGCGUCGUCACUUCAAUACUCACUCAUGGGAAAAGAAGUACCCAUGUCGGUUCUGCAACAAGGUUUUCGCCCUGGCAGAAUACAGAACUAAACACGAAGUGACCCACACUGGUGAAAGGAGGUACCAGUGCCUGAUCUGUAAUGAAAUGUUUGUAAAUUACCAGGUUCUCUCCAACCACUGCAAGCAGGCCCACAAUCAGGAUGCAUGCGGGAGGAAGGAGAAAGAUGACGGAGGCAACAAAUUGUACCGCCUGCUGCCAUGUAGAUCAAAUAAGAAAAAGUCAUGGGUGACCAACCUACAGGACUCGCCACUCAUUUCUGAUGAUGGUAGCAUGCUGGAAAUGAACUCUGCAGACACGGAGGCCAUCCACUCACCAUCCCAGAACAGGAUGUUGAGCUGGGACGACAUCUUCACUGAGCCGGGUGCUCACAUGAGACCAGACUCUCACACACAGCCAAUAUCAGCCAUGAGCUCUCCUCUAGAUGGAGCCACUGAGUUUGAAUAUAUCACAUCAUAGACCUCAGUCAGUCCUCCUAUCCUGUGCCUUCUUGGUUAUUCUUCUAUUUUAGUCCUCAUUUUCAACUUAUCUGAAGACAAAAUCUAAACCCUCAGCAUAUAAAGGCUUUUAGCAAUGUCUUCAUGUUAUGAAGUUAACAAGAUUUGAAUGGUUAAACUUUUAUUAUAAAUGUUAUACAUUGCCCCACAGUUUGUCACUAAUGCUUGCAGAUUGUCGUAACAGACGAGUCUACUAGAAGUUAUAAAGCCUCUUUCAUACCAGAAUGUGCACAUUCUCUUGUCUCUAAAAGUGAAGACUUUUUUUUUUUUUUGCCUUUAAAAAAAUCUGUGAUGAAAUUUGUUGUAUAUCUAUUAUAGCAGCUAUGGACAUUCAACAGGAAAAGAUCUGUUAAGUCAUUGCUUUUAGUUGAUUUGAUAAUGGGACCUUUUAUUUAUGUAUAGAUAUAAUAUUCAUCCAUUUUCUGACACGCUUUAUCCCAAGUGGGGC
Messenger RNA from Cyprinodon variegatus (sheepshead minnow), 2630 nucleotides. It is a transcript of the gene zbtb33, whose product is annotated as zinc finger and BTB domain containing 33. Gene Ontology annotation, cellular component: nucleus. The coding region runs from base 318 to 2144 and encodes 608 amino acids. The record is from RefSeq and is a predicted model, not a curated record. Gene Ontology annotation, biological process: regulation of transcription by RNA polymerase II. Gene Ontology annotation, molecular function: RNA polymerase II cis-regulatory region sequence-specific DNA binding; protein binding; DNA-binding transcription factor activity, RNA polymerase II-specific. Lineage: Eukaryota; Metazoa; Chordata; Actinopteri; Cyprinodontiformes; Cyprinodontidae. The transcript has 2 exons.